UGUUGACGCGCGUGUGCUAAAUUUGAAACAUAAAAAUAUGGAUCUUUCAAAAUUCUAGUUGAUUUAUUGAAAAUAAACAUAAAACAAUUUAAUUACCAUUAGAAAUAGAAAUGUGAAAUUAUUUAUGAGUUUACAAACUUCGUCCGCAGAUCAACGGCGAAGUAAUUCGGCCAUCUGACCUCCAUCAUGGAACAAGAAGAUGAAUUCAAGCCUCAGUUUAAGAUAUCCUCAGACGAAUUACCCAAAAUACACAAAAAAUGCAACCACAACCGUCCACACACCAGUCCACAUGUAUCAACAGAAACAACUAUUCCGUCUACAUCGGGCCUUCAAGCAGAGCAAGACAAGGACAGUAUGAGAAAAAAUGACGACGAAACAAAUGACAGCAAAGAGAAAGAAAAUGAGGGCUCAGUAUCAGAUUGGGUAUCGGGAGGACCGAUUGGAUCCAAGGUCGCUGUACUCGUAUUUAGAUCCUGCGUCCUCGCAUCACGAACGCCCUCGAUGGAAUCAACGACGAAAACCGUCGGAAACAAUACAGGGACCACGAUAUUAUUAAACAAAGCAAAGAACAUGGCGAAAAGAUUAGUUGCAGAACCGCAUGCAUUCAGUGUUAGGCCAAAAAAUAUAAUGCACGAUGUGAUGGAAACGUUCGGAAAUAGCAAUAAGUUUACAGGGCAAGCCUAUGUUGUGAGGCACGUUAGUGAAGCUGAGAUGCCUGAAACGAUGUCCAUCGAAGAGCAAGGACAUGAACCGACUGAACACAAGAGAGAUAUCGAAGACGUCCUCAAUGAUCUGAGUAAGAUAACGCUAUAUAUAAAGAAGAAUCUCAACAUCGAAAACACAACUGCCAAUAUUAAACCACCAGAAGAACCACCACCAACCAAAGAUAUAAAAGAAGAAAAAAAAGGGAAAAAGAGUAAAGGCAAGAAUAAACGGAAGAAUUCUCACAUACAAAGGACUUUAUCUCCGACGUUAGAAAGCGACGACUCCGAACACAUGCUAGUUAAAGACGUUGAUAGCGUCAAGGUACUAGAGAGUUGUCACAUGCCAGCUCGCGUUCUAAAAAUCACUUACAAGCUAGUCAACACUGAGACCAAGUUAUUGCACCGUCUCCUUCAAGCACACGGACUUCAAGAAGCCUCGCAGGAUGCAAAGGAUUUUAACCUCAUGUGGGCUGGAUUGCAUCCAAAGCCUGACGUGCUGCGAUCUCUCACGCCUUACCAACGAGUCAACCAUUUCCCUAGGUCUUACGAACUAACUCGCAAGGACAAACUCUUCAAGAAUAUCGAGAAGAUGCAAUACUUCCGCGGCCUGAAGCACUUCGACUUCAUACCGACCACGUUCCUGAUGCCUGUCGAGUAUAAGGAGCUUUGCACGACGCAUUACAGGACGAAGGGACCUUGGAUCGUCAAACCGGCUGCUUCUAGUCGAGGUCGGGGUAUUUACAUCGUGAAUACGCCUGAACAAAUACCGAAAGGGGAGAACGUCGUAGUGGCGAAGUAUAUCGACAAACCUCUCCUUAUUGGAGGACACAAGUGCGACCUUCGUCUGUACGUGUGCGUUACGUCUAUAGAUCCUCUGCUGAUCUAUCUCUAUGAGGAAGGACUCGUGAGGUUCGCCACGGUGAAGUAUGACAAGACGAAUAAGAACCUCUGGAAUCCGUGCAUGCACCUCUGCAACUACAGCAUCAACAAAUACCACACGGAUUACAUCAAGUGCGACGAUCCCAAUGCUGGUAAUAUCGGCCACAAGUGGACUCUUUCGGCUCUACUCCGCCACCUCCGCAAGCAAGGCCGGAAUACAGCUGCAUUGAUGGCUGCCAUCGAAGACCUGGUGGUGAAGUCCAUUCUUUCGUCUGCUCAAACCAUCACAGCCGCUGCGAGGGUAUUCGUACCCAGUCAUUUCAAUUGUUUCGAAUUAUUUGGAUAUGACAUACUCAUAGAUGACAUGCUGAAGCCUUGGUUACUGGAAAUCAACUUGUCGCCUAGCUUGGCUUGCGAAAGUCCACUGGACGCUCGAGUCAAGUCGGCGCUUCUAGCGGACACGUUGACGCUGGUCGGGCUGCCGGCCGUGCCCAUGUCUAAAAACGAGGCGUCGCCACAGAGCAACUCGCUUAGAAUGAGAAUAGGAGCUUGCCGCAGAGUCCACUCGGCCGAGAACACGUGCGUGCGUGGCAAGGCGGCGGCCGGGCCGGCGCCGGGCGCGGCCGGGUCCGGCGGGCCGGGCGGGACGGGCGGCGCGCUGACGGGCGACGAGCUGCGGCUCGUGCGCGCCGUGCGGGCGCAGUACGCGCGGCGCGGCGGGUUCGUGCGGAUCUUCCCCAGCCAGAACUCGUGGCAGAAGUACGCGCAGUAUCUCGACCCGGUGACGGGCGUGCCCGUGUGCUCCACGUCGCUGAACAACAACGCGCCGUACACGGUGGUGCAGCACAACUACAACCUGCUGGUGCACUCGCACGUGUUGCCGCACUUCCAGCACGCCACCGUCGCCACCAGCCUCACCGACACGCCGCAAAGACUGCAGCGCUACGAGGCGGCGUGCAUCGCGGGCGCGGCGCCGGCCGUGCAGCUGGACGCGCAGCCGCCGCCGCCCGCCGCCGACGCGCGCCGCGCCAAGCACCUCGUCAAGCAGCAGCUCGCCGACGGCCUGCGCCUCACCACCGGCGAGGUCCGUCGCGCCUUCGGCCUGUACCUGACGCACGUGCUGAAGCGCAUCUCGUCGCCGAGCAACGAGCUGGGCGUGCAGCACGCCGCGCUCGUGCUGCGCUUCCUGCGCCGCGCCUCCGCCUCGCUGCGCAUGCCUUACAAUGUAAAGGGUCCCCCGGCGAAGAUGUGCGACAAGGACCGAUGCGCCGUUAUCGCCAAGCAGCUCAACGAUUUCCUCUACAUGUACUACCGCGAGACCGACCUCUACACCGACAGUGAGGAUCGCGACGGCUGCGUUUCCAAUAUACACUUCGCACAAUUCCUCUACUCGGCGAGCGAAGCCGAUUUAGAAGAUGUGUUGUUGCUGCUCUUACGCAUGGAAAAUUAUGUCGCGACAUUCCUGGGCGACGGUCGCGGGAGCGCCUUCUGCAUCGACCUGCCGCCAGAGAAACGUGCGCCUUCCCCCCCGCGACACACACUGCUGCGACACCUCGCCGCGCUCGCACAUCUCAACUGCAGACGAUACCGACCAGAAACAGAGACAUCGAGCAGGUCAGAGCCCGAGGAACCGGCGUCUACAGAGAGUGUCCCGCCACCGCCCUACACCAGCUCGGAUUUGGUGAUCAAGGAUUCACUCAAGCAGGAAAAACCUCACAACCUGGCCCUUAAGUACGCCAGAUCAUAGCGACGUAAUGCUUACCAUACAAACUUUUACCUAAUAGCCGGGGAUAUCUAACGUACAUGACCAACCGAAUGAGCGUUGACAAUAAAAACUAGAAUGUUACGCGAGUUAAAAAAAAAAAGCAAAAAGUUCUGCCAUUAAUCCGAACCUCCUUUAAUAUAAAUAAUUUUAAAAAAAUCGUUACUUUACAAUGUACUACGCUCCUGCCCAUUUAUUUUAGAGAAACGCUCGAUACUUUUUCCAAUGUCUACCCAUCCUAAUAUUUUUUCUCUUAUAAUGUCACAAUUAUAAUAUCCUUGAAUCAUUUAUUUAUAGCAAUAAAUGAAUUUAUUCCUAGUUACCAUUAUAGUAAGGAUCAUUUCUUCUACUUAUUAAAUAUAAGCAGUGAUUUCCUAUCGAUCAUUAAGAGCUAAACACUGCCCUCUACAUUAAAAAAGGUAUUUCCACUGCAAAUUUAUCAUUAAUUUAAAUUCCUAACAUUUAAAUAAAAAUAAAAUAAAAUCUCUGUCACAAAAAAAAUUAUAUCCUUACCAAGAGCAAAUGUUCCUCAUAAGUAGGUAAUUUAAAUAAAAAUCUUAACUCAACUUUAAACGAUCGCUUUUCAAUCUUGUUAAAUAAAAGUUUUACUUAAACGACACUAAACUUAUAUUCAUAAAUUAAAUCCAGUGGGGAAACUCUAAAUGGAUCUAGUUAUACAAAAAGUAUCCGCGACGCCUUUGAGAUAUGGUACAAAAAGUGCACAGUUGUGAUUGUUAGUAACUAAACGUUUUUAAUACUAGCGGUAACGGUUAAAACCAAAGAAUACAGAUUAUAUUUACAGAGAUGUACCUGGCACUGUAGGCUAUUUGAUGUAAUGAAUACUUAAGGUGCUAUGUGGAACGAACAUCAGUGUUAGUUAUAAGGUGUUAUACCGUCACAGAUUAUAAUAAUCAUUUACAAAAUAAAUAAAAACCUCAUUUUUAAAUUUAAUUUAAAUGUGUGUAAUGUGUUCUGUAAUAUAGGGUUUUAAAUAUUGCAAGUAUUUUGGCUGAUGCAUUUUUUUUUUUGUUGUUCUGCUGACGGUAUUAUCAGACGCCAUUUUAAAUUAACGUAGACUGAGCUAGCGGUAGUGAUGUACUUAAUUACUACGAUUCUCUUUUGUUAUUAAAUCUGGAGAAUUAAUUUAUAAACUAUUUAAUUCCUCCGUUUUUAUUUCCAUUCCUUCAUUUUAAUAAAAUUUAAUCUGCUUUCAUGUUGUAUAAGGACUUAUAUAAGGAAUAUUACAUAAACCUCAUUUAUUCAAUCUGUAUUAUUUUAUCUUCUUGUUAGUGAUUCGAUAACCGAUGCUAGUCGAUGACCAUAACAUUGAAAUUAUAAAGAUUUAGUAUUAUAAUUGAAAUUUUAAUAAUUUAUUUAAAAAAAUAUAUUUAGUUCAGAUAUUUUUUAUUUUAAAUAUUGUUUUCAAACAGCUUUUAAGAAUACCUUACUACACCAAAGUAUCGUUGGCAGCUAAGCUGAUUUAUAAAUGUAAUAAUCUAUUUUAUUAAAUUAAUUUGGUAUUUUAAAAUAUUGUUUACUCGGUAUAAUUUAUAAAUGUAAUCUUAAUAUAUUUACUUAUGAAUUUUGAUAUAUAAUCCAAAAUUAAAACAUUUGGUUCCGUGCAACAUAUUUAACUUAUUUCGUAAAGUAAUCGUAUAUAUUGUUUGUGGCUCGACAUACAGUAACGUCCAUAAACAUUGGAGCUUAUAUCGGUAUGACUUAGUCAUAAGUAGUACCCUAAGCAAUACAAAGCAGUGUUCAUUCAAUGCUUAGGUGAUAGUGUUCUGUUGACAAGUGAAGCUUUGCUUGAGUACAGUGUGAUAAGUAAUGUAAACUCCCAGACAGCAAUUUUAAUCUCGGUGAAAUUAUAUUUUCAAUACGCUGAAAUAAAUCAUUAAAAAAUA
Messenger RNA from Vanessa tameamea, 5249 nucleotides. RefSeq names its product tubulin polyglutamylase TTLL5 (gene TTLL5). Gene Ontology annotation, biological process: protein polyglutamylation; microtubule cytoskeleton organization. The record is from RefSeq and is a predicted model, not a curated record. Bases 187 to 3330 code for a protein of 1047 amino acids. Gene Ontology annotation, molecular function: tubulin binding; tubulin-glutamic acid ligase activity. Lineage: Eukaryota; Metazoa; Arthropoda; Insecta; Lepidoptera; Nymphalidae. The transcript is spliced from 17 exons. Gene Ontology annotation, cellular component: cilium.